Messenger RNA from Corythoichthys intestinalis (scribbled pipefish), 5057 nucleotides. RefSeq names its product ADAM metallopeptidase domain 12b (gene adam12b). Gene Ontology annotation, molecular function: metalloendopeptidase activity. The record is from RefSeq and is a predicted model, not a curated record. The transcript has 23 exons. The coding region runs from base 328 to 3183 and encodes 951 amino acids. Lineage: Eukaryota; Metazoa; Chordata; Actinopteri; Syngnathiformes; Syngnathidae. Gene Ontology annotation, biological process: proteolysis.
UUCAUCCGCUUCACUACUCUCCUCGCCGGUUCCAUUCGUUGUUCUCUGUUCGCUGCAGUUACAGCUGUCAUGUCCUCGGCGCUCGAGCAACACUCCCACUCGGAAACUCGAAGCUAACACAUGUUUCCCUACCAGCAGACUUGAGAGUGUCAUUCUUGUGGCGGAGUCAGGAAAACUUUUCCCUCCGCUUCGUGACAGCUUUACGUUUGGGAGUCUGGCUGGUUCAAAAAGCGUUUACGUUUCCACUUUGCACUCAAAACGGCUCCCCAGUCCCGCUUUUGUGUCGGCUACAAGUCAGCUGUGGAGCGUUUGCAUCCGCUUUCCACCAUGAGAAUCUGGCGACGGAGGAAGAACUCUGGCUUUCUCGUCUUCAUUGUCAUCUGGUGCCUGACCUCGAAUGUCGCUAACGCUGACACCCCAAUUUACAACACUCCAGGGGGAAGUGCCUCUGCUAAGGAGCAGCCAGCUCAAGCAGAACGCUACGAGACCAUUGUACCUCUACUGCUCACGGGCCACCAUAGCAGACCCCUCAGCCACCUGGAGUCAGGGGGUUAUCCGGUGUCACUGCAGUUGCUGGUGCGUGCUGAAGAUGAACGCCUCGUUCUACUACUGGAGAAAAAUGAGGGUCUUUUCGCCAACCGUUACACAGAGACUCACUACCAGAAGGAUGGACGUGUCGUCACUGGUGCACACAACUCCACGAAGAACUGCUAUUAUCACGGGGAGGUGCUGGCGCAUCCCAACUCUGACGUCACCCUCAGCACUUGUUCGGGCCUUCGAGGCUUUAUCACACUUGAAAACAAGUCGUUCGUCAUAGAGCCCGCAUCCGGCAAAGGCCCGGACGUCCACUUCAUCUACCGGGCGGAGGAGCUGCGUCUGACCCCGGGGGACUGCGGUCACGGGUUUAACAUGUCUUCCUUUGCCCCGGAAAACUACCUAAAGAGCCCCUUGCAGGCCUUCCGCACAAGGCACAAAAGGGAUGCGCAAAAGACCACCAAAUAUGUGGAGCUGAUCAUCGUUGCAGACAACCGAGAGUUUCAAAAACAAGGAAGUGACGUGGAGAAGGUGAAGCAAAGACUUGCAGAAAUUGCCAAUUAUGUGGACAAGUUCUACCGAGCGCUAAACAUCCGUGUGGCUUUGGUGGGUCUGGAGGUGUGGAGCGACCACGACAAAUGUCCCGUCACGCAGGAUCCGUUCGCCACCCUCCAUGAGUUCUUGGAUUGGCGCAAAGUCAAGCUGCUUCCGCAGAAAGCUCACGACAAUGCUCAGCUCAUAAGUGGGGUGUACUUCCAGGGCACUACCAUUGGCAUGGCUCCCAUAAUGAGCAUGUGCACAGCAGAGCAGUCUGGAGGCAUUGUCAUGGAUCACUCAGAGAACCCGCUGGGCGCAGCCGUGACGUUGGCUCACGAGCUGGGUCACAACUUUGGCAUGAAUCACGACACACCAGAGCGUGGCUGUGGCUGCAGGAUGACGGCGGACCGCGGUGGCUGCAUCAUGACGCCUUCCACUGGGUAUCCAUUCCCCACAGUAUUCAGCACGUGCAGCAAGAAGGACCUGGCGGCCAGUUUGGAGAAAGGUGUGGGCAUGUGUCUGUACAACAUGCCGGAGGUCAAGGUGCUCUACGGGGGACAGAAGUGCGGCAACGGCUACGUGGAGGAAGGGGAGGAGUGUGACUGCGGGGAGCCUGAGGAAUGUUUGAAUCCGUGCUGCAACGCCACCACCUGCACGCUGAAAGGAGACGCUGUGUGUGCCCAUGGCCAGUGCUGCGAAGACUGCCAGCUCAAACCGGCAGGCACCAUGUGUCGUGAGUCCGGCAACUCCUGCGACCUGCCCGAGUUCUGCACGGGUGCCGACCCUCACUGCCCGUCCAACGUUUAUCUCCAUGACGGUCAUGCCUGCCACGCCGUGGAAGGCUACUGCUACAACGGCAUCUGUCAGACUCAUGAACAGCAGUGCAUCACCCUGUGGGGUCCCGGAGCCAAACCAGCCCCCGGGAUCUGCUUUGAACGAGUCAACUCAGCGGGGGAUCCUUAUGGAAAUUGCGGGAAGGAUUCCAAAGGCUCCUUUGCCAAAUGCGAUGCAAGGGAUGCAAAGUGUGGCAAAAUUCAGUGCCAGGGUGGCGCCAACCGACCAGUGAUCGGCACCAACGCCGUUUCCAUUGAAACCAACAUCCCGCUCCAGGAGGGGGGUCGCAUCCUGUGUCGGGGGACGCACGUUUACCUAGGGGACGACAUGCCCGAUCCGGGUCUUGUUCUGGCCGGCACCAAGUGCGGGGACGGGAGGGUGUGUCUGAACCGCCAGUGCCAAAACGUCAGCGUAUUCGGCGUGCACCAGUGCUCGGGAAAGUGCAACGGACGUGGGGUGUGCAACAACAAGAAGAACUGCCACUGCGAGGCCCACUGGGCGCCCCCGUUCUGCGAGGAGUCCGGCUUCGGAGGGAGCAUUGACAGUGGGCCAACGAGACUGGCAGCCGACAGCGUGCUGCUCACCGCCGCUGUCCUGGUGGCUGCUAGCGGCUUGUUGCUGGCCAUCGGCCUUGUCUUCCUCAAGAGGAAGACCCUCCUGCGACUUCUCUUCACCCACAGGAAGAGCACCUUGGAGAAGCUCAGAUCCAUUGAGGCCAAGAGGCCCACCAGUCCAGGCGGGACCCAUUCCAUGUGCAGACCAUUACCGCAACGCAAACCACCCCCCAAACCCUGCGGAGCCAACAUUUACAAGACGUCCCUGCUGAGUGCCGAACCUCUGCUACCGCCGCACAAGUUCCACUCGCACAGCCUACGCCGACUGCCACUAUACCAGCCGCUGCACAUCAGCCAACCCAUGCCCGUGUCUCUCAGCGUGGGUCAGCCAACUCUGCCUCCCUUGCCAGCUCGACACAGGCUGGCUCCGACCAACCGUCACACCGACGCACCGUCGCCGCCCGCGGUGCCGCCUUUCCUUAGUCUCCCACGGCAGCCAGCGUCAUUCCGACUGGGACAGGACUUGGACAAACCGAGCCCCCCGCAGAAGCCCCUACCCGCAGACCCACUUAACCGGAGCGCCCGACUCGGGCACAUUCACGGGAGAGGACCACUACCCAUCCCUAUCCCCACCGUGCCCAAACCGCUACCCACCCUCCCGUUACCUAGCAGACCCGCACCCAUGUUGCCAUACAGACCGCCAAAGACCCCCAAAGACUGCUGAGCAGAGAGCGUCUUUCUGGCGAUCUCACUUUAUUUGCACUAAUUCAUCCCCAAGGCUCAGCUGGACUGGUUGUCAUGCCUAAAAUGGACAUCCAGUACGUGAAAAGAGCGGCGGAAGAUUUCUUGUGACACUUUUUUUGAACAUUUGGAAGAAGAAAAAAGACACUGACGAGUCGUCGGUGGUGCUCUCCCACUUAAAGGUGCUCAAUCUUGUCCUCGCUCAGGUACCAAUGGACUAUUUAUUCUUUUUUGUGUGUGUGUGUGAACUCCUACACACUGGGAAAAUUAUAUGAAGUGUUUUAUACAUUUAAGAAGGAAAACGUAAGUAUUUUAUAAUGUCAUGUGCAAGGACAAAAGGGAAACGAGUGAGUUUUUCCUUAACAAAAAAAAAAUAAAACAUGACUUUUGAUGGAUUAAUUGUUGGAAAAAAAAGAUAUUUGAUAUUUCAUGUUUACCUUUCCCAAACUAACCAACUCAUCAUGACACCACUUAUUUUGGAGUUUACAUCCAAGCGUGAUGAUGUCAUCGGCACAUUUGUCCGUCCAGCGAAUUUCUUUUUUGUCACCACAGCGUUAUUGCACUUUUCCCAAAUGUGUUUUCUUUUUGCUUUUUUUUUAAUCAGUCUUCUGCGACGCGUGCAAGUAGGGAAACAUCACAGUGUGGAAUACUUGUUCAAUUUUGUCUUGAUGGCGCUUCUACAUCUCAAAAUGUGCUGUGUUUUCUUUGCAUAAAGGAAAAAUACGCAUUAAGGGCCACUGAGUGGGUGUUUUGCGUGUUUUAUUGUUUAUCCAAACCAUGUGACUCCUUCCAACCAAUCAGCAAGUAGCUAGAUGUAAAAUUUAUUGAUCAUGAAAUAAAUUUUACUAUGGUAAUAGCGUGUAUAGUAUAGUAAUACCGUGUGUAUAAUUGUAUGUACAUGGUUGCAGUAACCCUCCAUAACGUACAUGCAAACCUGUUACUGUAUGUCUUAAACAAAAAUAUUGUCCAACACUGCCACCUUGUGUAUUGGGCGAGUUAUUGCGAAUCCUAUUCCACAACCAUCUUUGGCACAACUACAUAAUAGACAGGUUAUUAACAACAGUACUUCAAUGUAUCUUGAGCAGGUAGGACAGAACUAUAUAAACAAUAAUAAUAAACAUUUUUUUACUCAACAUGUACACAGAUACGUUUAGAAAACUCCAAACAAAAAGGACAUUAACUCAUUCACUCCCAGCCAUUUUCACCGGCGCAACCCCCUUCGCUCCCGACCGUUUUACUGGAUUUUGACUGAUUUUGCUAUUGCUAUAUAGACAUGGAACCCACCAAAAGAAAGAUUACUCUCUUCUUUCAGCAGAAAAAAAAGAAAAUAGCUUAGUCUGAGCAAUUUUCCAAUUUCUGAUGAAAAAACAGAGAAAUUGAGCUUUUUGUAAACGCGUACAUUUCAAACAUAACUUUGACUUUAACACAGCUAUUUUUUUGCUUCCCGUUACAUCCCAAACAUCUGAAUGUUUUCCUACAUUAACAUAAUAAUUAAAGAUGUCCCACUCGAUCGGGUCCGAUCACGUCAUUUUCAAAGUAUCGGAAUCGGCAAAAAAAUAUCGGACAUGCCUUUUUUUCAAUAUAUAUAUAUUUUUUUUAUUUAAAUCGUUUUCUAAUUGUAUAUAACGUUGAAGACAAAAUGUCUUACACUCAUCCAGAGUAGUUUUGGCUUAAAGUAGGGCUAUCAAAUUUAUUGCGUUAACGGAUGUAAUUAUUUUUUCCUUAAUUAAUCACGUUAAAUAAUUAACGAAUACGCUGCUCGACCCACUCACGCAUUGUCGCGUCCAAUCUAUAAAGGCGCCGUUUUACCAAUAUAUAGAGCUAAACGCAGUGUAUGAGUAGUGAGAAUUUCGACAG